Messenger RNA from Danaus plexippus (monarch butterfly), 932 nucleotides. Its product is annotated as E3 ubiquitin-protein ligase RNF181. The coding region runs from base 203 to 646 and encodes 147 amino acids. The transcript is spliced from 3 exons. NCBI's taxonomy places the organism in Eukaryota, Metazoa, Arthropoda, Insecta, Lepidoptera, Nymphalidae. Gene Ontology annotation, biological process: protein ubiquitination. The record is from RefSeq and is a predicted model, not a curated record. Gene Ontology annotation, molecular function: ubiquitin protein ligase activity. Gene Ontology annotation, cellular component: cytoplasm.
UCUAAACUCUAAAGUAGCUGUCACAUGUGUGACGUGCUCGGUGCACAUUUGUCAGCGAUUUUGUGUUUAUUUACAAAAAAAAAAUUUUGUGUAAAUAAUAAAGUACACUGAGUGUUUAAAUAAUUUUACAUAUGAGUUGUUUUGUUUGUGCUUAAAUUGUUUCGGAUUUCCAUACUUAAUACUGUAAAUAAGUAUCAUAACAAUGACAGAUUAUUUUCAAGAAAUGGGAUGGAGAGAAUUAGAAGACGGUGAACAGCCUAACCAUUUACUGCAUAUGGCCAGAUUUUUAAUAGAUUUUGGAAUGUAUGAUGACAACUUUACGGGAGAAUGGCCAAGGUUGCCACCUCCAGCUUCAAAAGAAUCAGUAAAAAAUUUAAAAGAAGUCAAAAUAGAAGUUGAAAAUCAGAAUUGUCCAAUAUGCUUAAAGAAAUUCAAUAUUAAUGAUACUGCAAAAGAAAUGCCAUGUCAUCAUUUGUUUCAUGAGAAAUGUAUUUUAACAUGGUUAAAUCAGACCAAUUCAUGUCCAUUUUGUCGUCAUGAACUUCCUACGGACAAUGAAGGCUAUGAAGCUUUCAAGAAGGAAAAGAAGAGAUCGGAACAGAGAAAAGAAGAUAUAGAAGCUUUACAUAAUUCUAUGUUUAGUUAACAUUUGAAACUAAAUAAUAAUAAUUUAAUUUGUUUUUCUUUAUAAAUAAUAUCAUUUCGAAAUUGUUUUCAAAGUUUUUUUUUAUUCAUAUGAUAUCAGUAUGUUUACUUAUGUCUUUGGUAAUGGUUAUUAUUUAUUAUUGUUAUGUUCAUACAUAAUUUGUUUUAAUGUUUGGUUUCUAUUGGGGUAAGCUUUAAUACUUAUUUAAUUGUUAGCAAACAUUACAGUUUGUGUUCGACACAAAAUCUUAUUUUCUUUUUUUUUUAAUAAAUUACUCUGUUUGAAA